UUAGAGAGAGAGAGAGAGAGAGAGACUUCAUACGCCAGGCAGCCUCCCACACUCUCCCUCGUUCUCUCCUCCCUCACACCUUCUCUCCCUGCCUCUCACCUCUCUCUGGUCACCUGUGAUACCUGGAGAAGGGAGGCAAUCAACAGGUAACCAGAGGAACGUGUUUGGGGGUUCUAAGAAGGUCACCAAAACCCCAGCAUGACCUCCCCCUAUGACCUCCUUCGCUACUACAUUGGUCCCCCUUUGAUUAUCCUGGGGGCCACCGGGGGAGUCCAAGUGCUGGCCUGGCUGGGGGGGGACUCCUCCUCUCUCCCCCUCUCCCCCUGGGGCAAUGGAGCUUCCUGGGGGGCGGUGGGGGUGACGUUACUCUGGGGUCUGGCAUCUCUAUGGGUGCCAGGUGAGGACUUCUACGGGCCGGAGACAUCGUUCGGCUACACCCCGCGGUACAAGGCUAACGGGGUGCCCUUUUUCGUGGUCUCCGUGGCUGCCUAUCUGACCUUAGUGUUCUUGACCCCGCAGCUACCCAUCCACCUCUUCAGAAACUUCGCUAAUAUCAUCGCUAGCUGCAACCUCCUCGCUCUUCUGCUGUGCGUGUUCCUGCUGGUCAAGGGGAAGCAGUGGCCGGGCAGCAGGGAGAAGAUCAAACCCAAACCCCUUAUCUACGAGUUCUACCGGGGUAUCGAACUGCAUCCACGCAUUCUCGGGGUCGAUGUCAAACAACUAACCAACUGUCGAUUCGGUCUCCUGGCUUGGGAACUCCUAGUGAUCACCUUCUUCUUGGCCGGCUGGGAGAGAAACGGGUUCAGUCUCCCUCAUCUGGUCUCCACGCUCCUUCAAACGGUGUAUCUAGCGAAGUUCUAUUGGUGGGAGACUGGGUACUUCAACACCCUGGAUAUCAUCUUAGACAGAGCUGGGUACUAUAUAUGUUGGGGGUGUCUCGCCUUCGUACCAUCUCUGUAUACAUUCGCCUCAUAUUACCUCGUCGCUAACCCACCUGUGAUGUCCACCUGGGGGGCUGUGGGUACCUUGAUAUUAGGGCUAACUUCGAUAUCUCUCAACUACCGCGUGGACUGGGAGAAGGAGUAUUUUAAAGCCUCAAACGGAAGGUGUGCGUUAUGGGGGACACCUGCGAGUUGCAUCGAAGCUAAGUAUGAGACCAAGCAAGGUGUGAGACGGUCUAAACUGCUUACCUCUGGCUUCUGGGGGCUGGCUAGACACCUGAACUACACCUUUGAGCUCCUGUUAGCCCUCUCCUGGUGUCUGCCGGGGCUAGGACGAGGUCUAUUGCCCUUCAUAUACUUCAUCUUCCUCACGAUUUUGUUAGUUCAUAGAGUGUUCAGAGAUGAAGAAAAAUGCGCCGUGAAAUACGGUACGGCCUGGGUGGAGUACUGUCAAAAGGUCCCCUAUAGAAUGUUACCUGGAGUGUUCUAGUGAGUUAAUUAGGGAGUUGGGACAGGUAGAUCGGUGUCUGAGGGUGUGUGUGUGUGUGUGGAUGGGUGUGUUAAUAUGUAAAAAGGUGCCAUAUAGAAUGCUACCUGGAGUGUUCUAGUGAGUUAAUUAGGGAGUUUGGACAGGUAGAUAGGUGUGUGA
Eriocheir sinensis (Chinese mitten crab) is the source of this 1590-nucleotide messenger RNA. RefSeq lists its product as uncharacterized. Gene Ontology annotation, molecular function: 7-dehydrocholesterol reductase activity. The record is from RefSeq and is a predicted model, not a curated record. Lineage: Eukaryota; Metazoa; Arthropoda; Malacostraca; Decapoda; Varunidae. Gene Ontology annotation, biological process: cholesterol biosynthetic process; brassinosteroid biosynthetic process. The transcript is spliced from 4 exons. Gene Ontology annotation, cellular component: endoplasmic reticulum membrane. The coding region runs from base 199 to 1431 and encodes 410 amino acids.